CGGAAGGCACACUAUCAUCAUGACCGCAUCUAGAGAUCCCAUUGUCCAGGAAUUGCAGUCAUUUUCCACAUGCGAUGUUUCGGAUGCUCUGCUGAAGCUCAAAUACCCCCAUGGAGGGUUUCUAUCUGAUCUCACUCUUUGGUCUCCGGAAAGACAGAUGGGAGAGACCAAGAUUAUUGGCCCUGCAUACACUGUCAAAUACGUCUCUGUGAACGAUAAAGAGUCGCCAAAACAUACUGGUCAUUAUAUUGAUACUAUUCCGUCCGGAUCAGUGGUUUUUGUUUCAUCACCAAAGACUGUCAACGCUGUUUAUGGUGGACUGAUGAGCAAUCGAGCUCAGGUCUCUGGAGCAGUUGGCACCAUUGUUGAUGGACGGGUCAGGGAUUUACAAGAGCAUAGAGACUUGAAAUAUCCGGUUUUCGCCCGGGAUAUCGGGACAGCAAGUCCUUAUGAAGUUGUACGCGUCAGUUCAAUCAACACUACGGUGAAGCUCCAGUCCACUGAACAAGAUGCUUCCAUCAAACCUGGAGAUUAUUUGAUUGGAGAUCUGAAUGGUGUGGUAUGUUUGCCGAGAGAGUUUGCCGAGAAAGCUAUUGCUCUGAUGGCCCCACAGGUCGAAGCUGAUCUGAAAAUCGCCGAGGACAUACGAAAAGGGAUGACUUUCGUAGAAGCUAGCAAGAAACAUAGGAGUGGGAUUCCGAAGCCGUGAUGUGUACUAGAGACGUAAAACUUGAUCAACUUCAGAGGGACUUGGGCCGUUCUAAUUGAGUUGUCUCUUCUUGCUGGUAAAUGUUUUAUCAUUUCGAACAAUUGCUGGCAAAUACUCAUCUCUACGACCGAGUGCUAUCGUAGUGAUUACCUCAAUGACCCUUCAGUGGGCAUUACUUUUCACAACAACAAGCUUACUUCUGGCAUCUCCACCUAACACUUCACUUGUUGUCUCCACAUAAUCUUCCUCACUCCCAUAUUUCUUCUCAAUCUCAACAGGUGUAUGUUCUUUUACUGCAAGC
Molecule: messenger RNA, 1010 nt
Organism: Mollisia scopiformis
Lineage: Eukaryota; Fungi; Ascomycota; Leotiomycetes; Helotiales; Mollisiaceae
Product: RraA-like protein
Exons: 6
Coding region: 20-709 (229 amino acids)
Source: RefSeq, a predicted model, not a curated record